Molecule: messenger RNA, 1217 nt
Organism: Lactuca saligna
Lineage: Eukaryota; Viridiplantae; Streptophyta; Magnoliopsida; Asterales; Asteraceae
Source: the annotation of a GenBank genome assembly
CAAAAGCUCAUACUUUUUUAUCUUUUUUAUUUUGAGCCUCACCUUUUGUACGUAGAACAAGUGUCAGGCGCAAACUCUAUGUCUUCUUCUAAUUCCCCAAACAAGGGAACUUAUUGGUGUUCAUGGUUCGACGCUGAGUUUCCAGCAGCGGCAAUCGACACGAAUUUUUUCACUCAUGUUUAUUAUGCUUUUCUUUCUCUUAACGAGAACACGUUUCACCUCGAAAUAGAUGCACCAACAGCUGUUUUGCUAAACAACUUCACCACCACCCUUCAUAAUAAGCGGCCUGCUGUGAAAACGUUGUUUUCCAUUGGAGGUGCCAGCCAAGGCACAUUAAUCUUUUCGCGCAUGGCGUCAAAUCGUGAAUCCAGGAGAAGAUUCAUCCUUUCCACUAUAGAAGUGGCAAGGAAGUAUGCUUUUGAUGGGGUUGACCUAGAUUGGGAGUUCCCUGAAACACCAGAUGACAUGAACAAUUUUGGUAGCUUGCUUGACGAGUGGCGUGCGGCUGUCAAUAAUGAAGCGAAUAAAACCUCUAGGCCCAAACUUCUUCUUGUUGCAGCUACAAGGUACUCCCCAACAAUUGACUGGUUAAAUCUUACGUACCCGGUAGAUUCUAUAAACAGAAAUUUGGACUGGUUAAAUGCAAUGUGUUAUGAUUAUCACGGGUCAUGGGACGUUUCUGCAACUGGGGCCCCAGCUGCAUUAUAUGAUCCAAAUCCAAAUGGCAAUCUGAGUACGAGUUAUGGUCUACAAUCGUGGAUCGGACAUGGACUCGCAAAAGAAAAAUUGGUUAUGGGUUUGCCACUAUAUGCUCACACUUGGCAACUAAGGGAUGAAGCUUUAACUGGUAUCGGGGCUCCAGCUGUGGGUGUAGGACCAGGGAAUGAAGGCACAAUGUCUUAUGUAGAAGUUCAAAACUUCAAUGCCCAAAAUAAUGCAAUAGUAGUGUUUGACCAACAAACAGUAUCUACUUAUUCUGUUGCGGGGAGAUCUUGGAUCGGGUAUGAUGACGUUCAAUCAACAAGAUCAAAGGUAGCAUACGCAAGACAACAAAACCUGCGUGGAUAUUUCUUCUGGCAUGUCGGAUGUGAUCAAAAUUGGAACAUCUCCCGAGAAGCUUCCAUAACAUGGGGUCCUUGAAAAGCCAACGCCAAGAGGAGUGAAUCCGUAUUUGUGUGACUGUGAAUUACACUUUUACGCUAGUUUUUUUUGUAAAA